GCGAACGACUGUCUUAGUCGUGACGAUUCAAUGGAUUGACUGAUUGAUCCGUCGCUGCCUGAUUAUCUGUCUCUCCACUCGUCCAUCCAUCCAUCCAUCCACCCUCCCGCCCUCUAGUCAACUACACCCAUACUCUAAUCAAGCCAUCCAUCCAUUCAUCCAGCCAUCAUUCAUCCGUCCACAGCAGCCACACAGUCAGUCACGCAAUGCAACCCAGUGAGCAUGUGUAGUGAGAGAGGUAGGGAGUGAGGUAGUGAGGGAGUGUGCUUGUAUGGUACAUAUAGUGUAUGUCUGUGUGUGUGUGCAUGUGGUGAACGGGCCAGCCACCUGCAGUUGCUUUCUGCCUGCCUUCCUUGAUGGCUUGUUCGCUUGCUCACUCCCCCCGAGGCACGUGCGCUAUACACCGACAAACAGGCAGGCAGGCAGGAAUACCUACGGGUAAAAAUAUCACAUACACACACACACACACACACAAAGGUGCUCACACGACGGACAGACGGACACGGCGGCCACAAAUCGAUAUACAUGGGUGAGAAAGAAAACAGGACGGCACUCACUCAUUUCGGGUUAAAAAGAAAAGAAACUGACACUUACGCCAUCGCCUGCGGCCCGGUGUAGCGAUGAGCUGACUCGUAGACGGGCCACAGACACACACCAACGAAGAAUUAAUAAUGGGAAAAAUUCGCGUGCGCACUGUGUCGGUAGGGUACCUCCCUCUCUGUCUGUCUGUCUGUCUCCCCCCUGUAAAACUGGCCAUGUCUGUCUGUCUGCGUAUGGUGCCACCACGUGCAGGGGUCCCUGUAGCGUACCACACACACACCAACACAGCCAUUCCAUCCAUCAGUCCAUCCGUCCGUCCAUCCAUCCACUGCGUCCAAAAAAGUAAGUGCGUGAGUGAUGAGUGAGUGACACCCGAGCACACGUCAGUCACCAAAAAACGCUUCGACAUCUCUCUGGUCCGUCAGGCAGGCAGGCCAGCCAUGUGUACACACAGCAGCAGACCACAGACAGACAAAACAAGUACGUACGCUUUCACACCCGCAAGCAGCCACCAUGCAUCGAUCCAUGAGGCAGACACCAUCCAAUCUCUCCUUGCGUUUCAAAAAAUGUCCCCAUAAGCGACUCGACAGACAAUCAGGUAGGUAGGUACGUAGACGGGCAGACAGGCCAGGUCACCCAUUACGUACGUCGACACAUCCAUCCAUCCAUCAGACAGUCAAGCAGCCAGACAGACAUCCUGUGGUGUUAGGGGUGUGUACGAUUGAUUUCUCUAGGCCAUCUGGCUCUCCUCGGCAGCAGGAGGGGCGGGGGGCUCCUCGGGCUGCUCCUGUUGCUCCUGCUGCUGCUGGGUCUCCUCGGUGUCGCCCAUCACGGGUUCCUCGGGGGCAGCACCAGCAGCAGCGGGGGCCUCAGCGGCCUCCUCGGCCUCAGCAGCAGCAGCAGCGCCCUCCUCCUCCUCGGCCUUGGGCUCCUCCUUCAUCUCCUCCUCUUUCGGGGGCUCGGGGGCCUCCUCAGCCGCACCUGUGUAUGUGACACAGAGCAAGGGGCAGAAGGUGUGUUUUGCAUAGUGUGUGUGUUUUGUUUUCUUGUCGGGGUGCGUUGGUUAAUGACCUACCAGCAGCCUCGGCGGGCUCGCCAGCCUCCUCCUUCUUGGCCUCCUCAACUUCUGACCAGGCCAGACAAAGACACAGACAGGGAAUGACACACAUCCCGGGCAUGCAUGCAUACGCAUGUGUGUAUGCGGUGUGCGGCUUUUACUUUCGGGGACGGCAGUCUCAUCGCUGGUCUUCUUGUCCUGCAUGGUCUCGUCCUCCUUCUGCUCCCCGCCCUCAGCGCCCUCGCCCUCAACGCCAUUCACCUGCUCCUUCUCGGCCUCCCCCUCCUCGCCCUCGUGCUCGUGCUCCUCCUCCUCAUGGUGUUCCUCUCCCUCCGCGGGCGUGGCGCCCUCCGAUUUCUUGGCGGCCUUUCGCCGGCCGCCCUUGCGCUUCGGUGCCGCCUUGGCCUUCUUCUUGGCCUUGCUCGCCGGCGAUGUCGGCACCAUCGGCGCGCCCGUCGCGGGGUCCAACGCGAUGCCCGGAGCGUCCACAGCCACACCUGACACACACACAGACAUGCACAAGGAUGGGAGGAAUGGGCAUGGGAGGCAUGGCGACGUGAGACAUGUGUUCCGACGCAUCCAUAUGGCCCAUGUGUGACUGUGUGACGUACCGGGAGCCACGGCGACCACGGCAGGUCCCUGUUGGGCGACCGGAGCGACAGCCUUCUUGGCUGAAACCUUCUUGGGCGCGGCUCUCUUGCGCUUCUUCUUGGGAUCCUCCUCCUCUUCCUCCUCCUCGCCCUUCUUGGUCGUGUACACGAAGUCAGCUGCACACACACGCCGACACACACACGGACGACACUAUGACUUCAGACCGAGGGAAUCCGAGGCUUGUGGGGUAUUGGGGUGGGGUGUGGGAGGUGUGCGUUCGCUUACGGCUCUUCAUCCACGACGGAGCGUGCGUGUGACGCCUGGAGCGUCUUGACUUCUCCUCAACCGACAUCGAAACGACUCAACCAGUCAACAGACACGAACAGUACGAUAACCGACAGACGUCGUACGCUACCACACAGCCACAAAACACCCCAACAAUCGGCC
Vitrella brassicaformis is the source of this 2635-nucleotide messenger RNA. The record is from the annotation of a GenBank genome assembly. Lineage: Eukaryota; Vitrellaceae.